This is a messenger RNA of Achroia grisella, 1172 nucleotides long. It is a transcript of the gene MED19, whose product is annotated as mediator of RNA polymerase II transcription subunit 19. The transcript is spliced from 3 exons. Lineage: Eukaryota; Metazoa; Arthropoda; Insecta; Lepidoptera; Pyralidae. The record is from RefSeq and is a predicted model, not a curated record. Gene Ontology annotation, molecular function: transcription coregulator activity; transcription factor binding. Gene Ontology annotation, biological process: positive regulation of transcription by RNA polymerase II. Gene Ontology annotation, cellular component: mediator complex. The coding region runs from base 209 to 922 and encodes 237 amino acids.
UUCUGUGAUUUCAGUGGAAAAUGCAUAUUUUAAUAAAUUGUUUGACAUUUCAUUUUUAUCAAAAAGCUCAUAGUGAAAUAAUAAAAAAAUAUUCUGCUAAUAUCCAAACACCACUGUAGUUAAAAGAAAGAGUUUUUAGUAGAUUUUGUAAUUUAUUUAUUGCGAUUACUUUAAUUUAUGUUUACCAGAUAGACAAUGCGGAUGCAAGAUGAUGUCUGAUCAGUUUAGAAAGGUAGAACCGUAUUCUCCGAAAUCAUCGCCAAGAGGGGCGAGGUCACCAGUUGUCUCUCGUCAGGACUCUUCUGGUACUCUUAAGACGACAAUAUCACUUGGCAAAAACCCUUCUAUAGUGCACAGUGGACCAUUCUAUUUGAUGAAAGAACCUCCAGGAGAAUGUGAGCUCACUGGGGCCACUAAUUUGAUGGCUUUUUAUGGCCUUGAACAUUCAUAUAGUAAGUUCAAUGGGAAAAAACUCAAGGAAUCAUUGUCAUCAUUCCUCCCAAAUCUCCCCGGCAUAGUAGAUGGGCCCGGACAAGAAGAUAACAGUACUUUGGGUUCAGUGAUUGCUAAAAGACCCAUUGGUGGCAAAGAUUUGCUGCCUCUCACUAGUGCACAGCUGGCAGGCUUCCGACUGCAUCCUGGACCUCUGCCAGAGCAGUAUCGCUAUGUGAGUGCGACCCCACCAAAAAGACAUAAGAGUAAGCACAAGAAACAUAAGCAUAAAGAUGGAGUGCCACCAGGACAGGACACACCUCUACAAGAUUCUUCUAAUCCUGAUCCCUAUGAGAAGAAACACAAAAAGCAGAAAAGACAUGAUGAUGACAAGGAGCGGAAGAAAAGAAAAAAGGAAAAGAAGAGGAAAAAACAGAAACACAGCCCCGAGCAUGGAGGCCUCACACCAAAUCAGCAUCCUGUAGCUUAAUUAAUAAAAUAUAUUUUAGGUUAUGCCCAAUAUAAUGGGUCCAAAGAGAAUUUCAUUUAUUUUGUCUAUUACAUUAUCAUGUCGAUGGACCUUUAUUUAAAAAAAAAAGUAAUUUUGUCAUCUCUUUGGGCCUAACAUCUCAAAACUAUAGUUAAGGAAUUAGCUAAUGUAAUUAAUUAUGUUUAGUUUAUUAUAAGCUUGUUUUUGAUAUAUUUUUUUAUUUUUAAAGUAAUGUAGUGAUUGGAAGAAA